Molecule: messenger RNA, 1710 nt
Organism: Suillus fuscotomentosus
Lineage: Eukaryota; Fungi; Basidiomycota; Agaricomycetes; Boletales; Suillaceae
Exons: 14
Coding region: 412-1338 (308 amino acids)
Source: RefSeq, a predicted model, not a curated record
AGCGCUGACGUAAAUGAUAUGCUCCUACCAAACACUUCGCAUUGCUACAUAGCUUGUCCUAAUGUCUUCAGGGCGACCCUCUCCAAUCAUAUGCAUUUGUGGUCUACGCUGCGGGGACUGCUAGUGUCUGAUGAUAUGUGUUUUACUCGACACUGGAGCACUGUCGAUUUUUAUCAGUCUUGUCGCUUACCAAGGUUCUGCCAUUGUUCCACCCUCUCAGGUUGGGUUCAAACUUCGUUUCUCCCCUACAUAAUGAUAUUACGUUGGUUGCCCAUGCCAGUGAAGGUUGAGAGCCGGAAUUGCUCGUGCUUGUCUGGGACCCUAUUAAAGUGUGCCAGGUCUUAGAUCUUUAUACCAGGUCUGUUUGCAACAGCCGUUCGUCGUUGUCUUACCGCUGUAGCUGUUUCGACCAUGUCGUUAUCCCCCCAGUUCAUGGAAGACCUCUGGGUGCGGAGGUCAUUCUCUGCAGCAGGCCAUACGCUACUAGUCUACGACUACCUCCUAACUUUCAGAGAAGAAUUCGUUUACAUCUGGAACGCCCCCUGGACAUAUGUCAAAAUCCUGUUUCUUCUGAGCCGGUAUGGGAACCUUAUUGGACAGACGGCCAUCCGGCUAGAAGAGGCUGGUAUCCUCGCCCAUAAUUCUCAAAAGUUCUGUCAACGCUUCGCAAUCUUUACCACUUGCUUUAUGUUUGUAUCCACCGAGUCGAUCCACAUCCUCGUACUCGUGCGUGCAUGGGCUAUCUGGGGAACUCGAAAGCGUGUAGCGAACAUCCUCGGAUGGAGUUACGUGGGCUACAUCAUUAUGCUGUUGGCUGGCUCAGCGUCGAAUUUACACUACGAUAAUACUCAGUUUGAGUUCCUCGACGUGAUUCAUGUUUGCACAGCCAAAAUGCCUAAAUAUGUGUGGUUGAUUUAUGUCGGAAGCUUCAUCCUCGAUACAGUCCUCUUCGUCUUGACGAUGCGAAGUCUUCGGAUAUACUCUAGGGAAUUUCAGCGACUCUACCCAUCUACUCUCCUCCAUAUACUUUUUCGAGACGCGACCAUGUUUUUCAUCGCUAGUAUAUUCAGUAAUGCAUUGACCGUCACUUCUUGGACUGCAUUCGGGAACAAUCCAAAAUAUUUCCUUGGUAAAGGGUUCGCGACUCCGUUACUUUCAGUAGUUGGCCAGCGCCUAGUCCUGAACCUUCGAGGUCUUCAAACGCGUUCCUACACAACCCGCGAUCUCAGUCGUGAAGUGGACCGGCAACUUCAAGCAUUUGCUGAGGCGGGCUCUCCAGGUCUGGAUAAUGUGGAAGAGAUGGAAGACGUAGUAGAGAUGGAAGUUGUGCAGGAGUAGGCGAGUAUUGGAAAUAUGGUUUCAAGGUUGACUUGGUAACCGUCUGUUAUAGGCUGUUGUUCUGUACCAAGAUGUUUUUUUGGAAGUCGAUCGAACAUGGGCCAUUGCAAUGUGCUCGCCUUUGUUUGAGAAUUUCCUUUGCGUUUCCUAUGCCCCUUCUAAAUAUCUGUCUAUAUUCUGUAUCUGUAUCAGGUGUAUCCUUCAAUCGUGGUGACUAUCUACGACUGGGUGUAUGUAUGUACUAGUGAUGGACUCAUGAGUAGCUAGCCUGCCUUGUAACUCUUCUGUAGUUCUGCAAUCUUCUGUAUAAUGGUAAUCCGAUGGUCGCGGACCAGUCUACCAUGCUUUUAUACCACUAAAAAAUAUUGACAG